CCCCCAUGUUUUGGCAUUUGACUGAGGACAGCAUCUCUUUAUUCUACAAAAAUCUGAAGUGAGGAUGUGACAGUUUCAAGGGGAAGUCAUGAUGUUGAGUUAUGUUCAUGAUGAAGUGUGAACACUUUCAGCUUACAAAACUAAGCAUGAGCAUGUCGACUGGAAGAGGAGUGCCGUCUCCGCUCUGCCAGGGCUUUCUGAAGAAACGGAAAGACAAAAUGAGGCUUCGGUGGGUGACAUACUGGUUCAGACUUUACAAUACAACACUUUUUUUCUACACUAAAAAACAUGGGAGUGCUUUAGACCUCAGGGGACAAUAUUACAUAUAUGAGGUUCAGUCUGUGCGGGAGGUAAACAGAUCGGAGAACAAUCGCUAUCUAUUUGAGAUCACAAUGAAAAAUGGGAAGAAGAAAAUGCUGGCUGCAGAUACAGCUGAUGUCAGGCAGGAGUGGAUAGACCAGCUCUGGAAAGCCAUGCUGCUCAAUGGCCCCGACAGAACUGGAUCUGUCUCUAAUGGGGAGCUGGUGCCAGAUAACAACCCUGAAGCUCGGUCUAGCCGGUGUGAAGGAUCAAGUACUGAGACCAGCAGCACUUCAAUGGACAGCAGAUGUCUCUCCAUUGGUCAAGAAUCAUUCCAGUCCUUCACUGAUGCUGAUGAGACUCAAGAAACUCUGCACACAGACAAUGAAAUGGAGCAAAGUACUGAGGAGUUUAUACUGACUGACUAUGAAUAUGACGUUCUACCAUCUCGAAAACUUGCUGAAGAAGUCAUCUAUGACACUCCCCCUUCCAAAUGGUCAACCAAUGAGGGAGAGCAUGGCAAGUCUCCACACACUCAAAUUAUACAUUUACACUGUAAACAUUGAUAUAUUUCGCACAGUGUCCUGUGAUUGUUCUCCAUUUUACAGAGGUGACUGAGAGCAUCUAUGAUGUCCCAAACGCUUUGAUUAGGAAACUGACUGAACAUACAAUUGAAUCUCACAGCAGCAGUAGUGAGAGUCCUGAGAGUGAUGAUCUUCUAAAUGACAUGAUAGCAUGUUUGGACAGUGAAUCUGCUGCCUGGGUCAAAACUGCUCCUUUGUGAGCCUGAGUCACUUUUCGCAAGACUGGGAUGAUAAUAAAUGUGUUGAUGGAUAAACCUUAUAUUGUUCAUUUUC
Messenger RNA from Rhinichthys klamathensis goyatoka, 1157 nucleotides. RefSeq lists its product as uncharacterized. The record is from RefSeq and is a predicted model, not a curated record. The transcript has 9 exons. Bases 102 to 866 code for a protein of 254 amino acids. Lineage: Eukaryota; Metazoa; Chordata; Actinopteri; Cypriniformes; Leuciscidae.